This is a messenger RNA of Gongylonema pulchrum, 357 nucleotides long. Lineage: Eukaryota; Metazoa; Nematoda; Chromadorea; Rhabditida; Gongylonematidae. The record is from the annotation of a GenBank genome assembly.
AUGGAGUUGGCGCACCAGGUGAAGCCUGAGAAGGAAUACGAAGAAGACGAGGAGGAACAGUUCUGUUAUAUGCGGGAAGAUUUACCGCGUCAGUUGUUACGUCUACGUAAAUUGCGACAGCAACUGUUGGAGCUAAAAGCAAAUAUUAAAGCGCCUGAUGUUUUCGAUGAGUUACAGCUCAUUGCGGGGCAGCUAAAUGAACUGAACCAUCUGAAAGCAGUGCACUCGCUGGCCGCUACAGGUGCCAAUAUUAAUAAAGCCAUAACUGCAUCAGACUUCUCCGCUCUUUAUAAUUAUAUACAGACACUCACGCGGAGCACUGACACGAAUUUGGCAUGUCAUUCACUUUUUUUUUAA